AUGAAUAUGAGUGAAAGAAAAACAUCAGUCAUUUUACCAAUGCUAACUGUUAAUUUAUCUUCGACUUAUUCCACUUUAGUUCGUAUUAUAGUACUUAAAUCAUUAUUUCGAACAAAUUAUCAAUCAUUACGAUAUAAAUUUGGUGGUUUAAUUAAUCGACGUAUUUUUUUAUUUGUAUGUCAUCGUGAUAUAAAUUUCAAUAAUGUACAAAUAAAUAAAAUUUUUGAACGUUUUCAACAAUGUCUAAGUAAUUAUGAUAUUAAAUUAACAUCACCAUAA
Molecule: messenger RNA, 279 nt
Organism: Rotaria sp. Silwood2
Lineage: Eukaryota; Metazoa; Rotifera; Eurotatoria; Philodinida; Philodinidae
Source: the annotation of a GenBank genome assembly